Messenger RNA from Calliphora vicina (urban bluebottle blowfly), 1359 nucleotides. RefSeq names its product vacuolar protein sorting 36 (gene Vps36). Gene Ontology annotation, molecular function: ubiquitin binding; phosphatidylinositol-3-phosphate binding. The record is from RefSeq and is a predicted model, not a curated record. The transcript has 3 exons. Bases 63 to 1274 code for a protein of 403 amino acids. Gene Ontology annotation, cellular component: ESCRT II complex; late endosome membrane. Lineage: Eukaryota; Metazoa; Arthropoda; Insecta; Diptera; Calliphoridae. Gene Ontology annotation, biological process: protein transport to vacuole involved in ubiquitin-dependent protein catabolic process via the multivesicular body sorting pathway.
AUAUAUUAAUAUAUCUAGUAAUAAUUUGCAUAUUACAAUAAUUUGUAUUCAGUAUUUUUUAAAUGAAUCGCUUUGAAUAUAUAGAGGCCAGAUUAAAUGAAAAUGAAGCGUUUGUUAGUAGAGAAUCACAGAUAAAAUUAUAUGAUGGUGACCAAAAAACUCAAUUUGAGGAAGGUGACUUAGUAUUAACAUCACAUCGAUUGUUUUGGGGAAGAGCCGGAGAUAUUGCAAAAGCGGCUGUUUGUUUAUGUCUAAAUUUAAAGUAUGUAAUUUCUGUUAGUGAAGAGCAGGCAAGUAAUUUUAUAUUUGGUCGCAAAACUCGUUUGAUUUUACAUUUGCGACAACAAGAUAGCAACAAAUUGCCUGGACCUCUAGAUAAUAGUAUAAAUGCAUUCAUAAAACUCUCCGGGAAACAUGGUGUGCUGCCAGAAUUUUCGAUUGCAUUGAAAGAGACAUUACAAGCUAAAGUUUGGAAUAUAAAACUAAUCAGUAAUGAAAUCGAAAAUAACCAAAAGGAGGACGUUACACAUCAAGAUAAUAUAACAAGAGAAACUAGGCUAAGAAUGCGUACUGGUAUUGGUGGUAUUGAAAAAGCAAUAGAGCAAAAAACGAAAGAAACAGACGAAAAUAUUGCUUUAGCUUUCCAAGAUCUUAGAGUGCUGAUGGGAAUGGCAAAAGAAAUGGUCUGCAUAUCGCGGGUAAUCUGUGACAAAAUACGUUCUCAAAAAGGAGACAUUUCGAACGAUGAGACGGUACGCUUUAAGUCCUAUCUUUUAAGUUUGGGUAUAGAUGACCCUGUAACUAGAGGAGGAUUCACAAAUGAGUCGGAAUACUAUAAAAGCUUAGCAGAACAAUUAUGUAUUAUGCUACUGGAUCCUUUAGAGGAAUCUGGAGGAAUGAUGUCUUUAGCUGACGUAUAUUGUCGUGUUAAUCGUGCUCGUGGUUUGGAAUUACUCUCUCCAGAAGAUUUGCUCAACGCAUGUCGUUCACUAAAUGGUCCUAUCAACUUGCGCUAUUUUCCUAGUGGAGCUAUGGUAUUGCAGUUAGAAUCGCAAGACGAUCAAUUAACAGCAUCUGAUACUUUCGAUUUAGUACACAAAUCUACCUCAUUAGCAGUUGAAGAACUAUCAAAGUUACGCAACAUUUCAUUGCUUUUAGCUAAAGAGCGUUUGUUGGCUGCGGAGCGUCUAGGGAAAUUAUGUAGGGAUCAGUCGUUAGAAGGUUUAAGAUUCUACCCAAACUUUAUUCUAAACACUCCUUUGGUUAACCUUUAAAGAGAGACCGGAAAACUUUUUAUUUUCUUUUCAAAUAAAUAUUUUUACUGUUUAAAAUGAAUGUUCAUAUGUUCAAAAAAAUAAA